AUGGCGCUCAAUGGUGUCAGGGCAGAUGGCCCAGAAGACUCGCGGAAGGUGUUUUUCUUGCAAGUCAACCUCUACCAAUCGAUCCUACUCUCUUGGCAUGUUACUGACAGUGCCUUCAGUGAUAUCGAUAAUUGUCUAUACCCAAAGAGCGCCAAAGUCCAUGACCUGAUGGCAGAUCUUAUUGACAAGUACUUCGUGGAACACCUGUCACUGCAGUGGGACGAUGCGGUCAGGCUUCACAAGGAGUACUACCAAAGCUAUGGCCUCGCCAUCGAGGGCUUGGUACGCCACCACCAGAUCGACCCUUUGGAGUACAAUACCAAGGUCGACGAUGCCUUACCCCUGGAGGACAUCAUCAAACCAAACCCAAGGCUCCGCAAGUUACUUGAGGACUUGGACAGGACAAAAAUAAAGCCCUGGCUCUUCACCAACGCGUAUAUCACCCACGGGCAACGCGUGGUGCGCCUCUUGGGCAUAGAGGACUUGUUCGAGGGCAUUACCUAUUGUGACUAUUCAAAAAUCCCUCUCAUCUGCAAGCCGCACAAGGAUAUGUUCGACAAAGCCAUGAAGGAAGUGGGCAUUAGCGAGAACAGCCACUGCUACUUCGUGGAUGAUUCAGCACUGAAUUGCAACGCCGCUCGAGCCCGGGGAUGGAACGUCGUCCGUCUCAACGAGGAGGGGGCAAAAUCGUCAAAUGAAAUAGAGAACCUAGAAGAACUGCGAAUGGUGUUUCCGGAAUGUUUCAGAAAGGAUUGA
Messenger RNA from Thyridium curvatum, 756 nucleotides. RefSeq lists its product as uncharacterized. The record is from RefSeq and is a predicted model, not a curated record. The transcript is spliced from 3 exons. NCBI's taxonomy places the organism in Eukaryota, Fungi, Ascomycota, Sordariomycetes, Thyridiales, Thyridiaceae. Gene Ontology annotation, biological process: nucleotide catabolic process; pyrimidine nucleobase metabolic process. Gene Ontology annotation, molecular function: nucleotidase activity. The coding region runs from base 1 to 756 and encodes 251 amino acids.